CAACCUCAGAUCACUGAAUAUUGAAGAAACACAACAAUGGCUGCAAUUUACCCUAAUCUCUCUCUUCCCCUCCUCCUCUUACUCUCUCUUCUCUUCCCAUCUCUCAUUUUCAGCUCAACCCUUCAAAACCCAGAUCUUGUCGUUCAAGAAGUCCACAGGAAAAUAAAUGAGUCUAGGAGGAACCUAGGGUACCUUUCAUGUGGGACCGGUAAUCCAAUUGACGACUGUUGGCGGUGUGACCCAAACUGGGAACAAAACCGCCAACGGUUAGCCGACUGCGCAAUUGGGUUCGGUAAAAAUGCAGUCGGUGGUCGUGACGGUAAGAUCUACGUAGUAACUGACUCUGGUAACGAUAAUCCGGUAACUCCAAAACCCGGAACCCUAAGAUACGCCGUGAUACAAGAAGAACCCUUAUGGAUCAUAUUCGCACGUGAUAUGGUAAUCCAACUCAAAGAAGAACUUAUUAUGAAUUCGUUUAAGACAAUUGAUGGUCGUGGAUCAAGUGUUCAUAUAGCGGGUGGUCCAUGCAUUACGGUUCAAUAUGUAACGAAUAUAAUCAUACAUGGGAUUCACAUUCAUGAUUGUAAACAAGGAGGUAACACAAUGGUUAGAGAUUCCACGAAACAUUUCGGGUUUAGAACUUUGUCGGAUGGAGAUGGGGUUUCGAUAUUCGGGGGUAGCCACGUUUGGGUGGAUCAUUGCUCGUUGUCGAAUUGUCGAGACGGGUUAAUCGAUGCAAUUCAUGGCUCGACCGCGAUUACAAUCUCUAACAAUUACAUGACGCAUCACGAUAAGGUUAUGUUGUUGGGACAUAGCGAUUCUUACACGCAAGAUAAGAAUAUGCAAGUUACUAUCGCGUUUAAUCACUUCGGGGAGGGGUUAGUACAAAGAAUGCCGAGAUGUAGGCAUGGAUAUUUUCAUGUGGUGAAUAAUGACUAUACCCAUUGGGAAAUGUAUGCCAUUGGUGGGAGUGCUGCCCCUACAAUCAAUAGCCAAGGCAAUAGAUUUCUAGCUCCUGAUAAUAGAUUUAGCAAAGAGGUGACUAAAUACGAGGAUGCACCCGAAAGCGAAUGGAAAAAUUGGAAUUGGAGAUCUGACGGAGAUUUAAUGAUGAACGGUGCGUACUUUACCCAAUCGGGUGCGGGUGCUUCAUCAAGUUAUGCUAGGGCUUCGAGUUUGGGUGCGAGGCCAUCAUCCUUAGUGGGAACAAUAACUUUGAAUUCUGGUGCAUUGAAUUGUCGAAAAGGAUCACGUUGUUGAUCAUUAAAGGCCUAAUGGGAAAUCUUUUAUCAUAUUUGUUUUUUUGGAAUAUGGUGGUGCUUUAGAUUAUUAUUUUACUUUUUUUUGAAGUGAAAAAAUGGUGGGAAAAGAGGAGGGAACAAAUAGUUCAAAUUUAAAGAGUUGGGGAGGUUUUUUUUUUCACUUUUUACUAUCAUUUCGUUUUAACUUUUACACUUUUGUUGUUCAAAAUUACAACCUCGACCUGUUAUUCCUUUGCCUACAAUGUAUUGCUGGUGGGGUUUUAGUGAAGACAUGUUUGGAAGCGUUGAUUAUCAUAAUAUAUAUAUGUUUACUUUUUA
Impatiens glandulifera is the source of this 1580-nucleotide messenger RNA. Its product is annotated as probable pectate lyase 18. The record is from RefSeq and is a predicted model, not a curated record. Bases 37 to 1260 code for a protein of 407 amino acids. Gene Ontology annotation, molecular function: pectate lyase activity. The transcript has 4 exons. Lineage: Eukaryota; Viridiplantae; Streptophyta; Magnoliopsida; Ericales; Balsaminaceae.